UGAAAGUAGAGUUUGCUGUGGGGAGUUACAGUGGAACUCUGAAGACAUAUUUCUCCAUAUUUUUUCUCAUCCAUCAGACUACAGAAUAGUCGAGGACACUGUCGAAAACUAACAUGACCAAUAUAUCAACAAUAUUGCAAUCCUUCCUUGCCUUUAGUUACUUCAUGCACGUCUAUCGAGCAAGUUGUCCAGUUCUGGAGUGCUGGUUUGUCCAGGAGAAACCAGGUGGGGGCUUCCAUGCUGCUAUGAGCCAGGAGAAGUCACUACUUUACAUCAAUACAGACCCAGACAGUGAAGAAACCAGGUCAAAGCAGGGACCAUCUACAGACCAUGAUAGAGUCUACUACGAAACAGACCCAGCAGCUACCCUCUGCAGUUCUUCUCUGCACCCACCAGAAGGCACAGUCCAGAAGCCACAGUGUGAGAUCAACCCCUUCAUGCCCCAGCCAUCCACCGUCCAAUGGACAGCCUCACUCACGGACUCUGCCCACAGUCCGAUCUACCUGCAAGCCGACUGGUACACUGCUGCCUUGCAGGGCUUUGACGGACAGCUGCGCCUCUCCAAUGUCAUGCGUGCUCCCACGGCAACCAAGGAACCCAAGGUGGUGCUCAGUGUGUCCAGUAGAACCUUCAUGGUCCGUUCCAGACUCGGGGAACCGGUUGUUCUAGACUGUGGGUUCUGGGUGGAUGCCUCUUCUCCUCUCUCUGUCUCUGGCUUCGCCGUGGAGUGGCGCUACCAGUUCAGGGGCGAUGGCCGUCUGGUCCUGGCCUACGACGGCAAGAGUGACCGAUUUGCAGAGACCCAGGAAGAGGGAGCGGGGCUAGACUUCACGGCUCUGCACGAGACAGGAAAUGCAUCACUGAUCCUGCAGGAAGCUCAAGUGCGCCACUCAGGAACCUACAUCUGCACGGUGUACUUGCCCUAUCUCUUGGCUCAGGUGGCAGUGGAGCUGGAGAUUGUAGAGCCUCCUUCCCUCUCCAUCUUCCCCUCCCCGCUCCCUCUCUCCGUGUCCGGCCAGGUGGUGACAGUGCAGUGCGAGGCGUCAGGAUUCUACCCCCUCUCCCUGGAGUUCCGCUGGGUGUUAACAGGGCCGGACGGUAGGGUCAGGCCCCUGGGCCAGGGCAGCGUGACGGGCCACAGACAGGGCCCAGACAGCACCUACAGCCAGACCAGCCGUGUGGAGUUGGACUCAGCCAAGCUGGACCUGGACCGCGGCGGGGAGGUCACCUGUGUGGCUGUCCACCGUGGAGGCACCCGGCGGGCCAGCGUCACCCUCAAUAUCACUGGUGUCAGUGCUUCCUCCAUUGAGGACUAUAUGGCGAUGGUUGCUGUGGCCCUGGGGAUCUAUGGUUUGAUCAAGGUCGUCUCCUGGACUUUUAGCUCUGGGUUCGAUGAUGCUAACGCACAAGAGAAGAAAGUGAAGUAAAUGUGGAAACACCUGGGAUUUCCAGGUGAGUAUGUAAUGGAACAAAGAUGGAAUUUCAGAAAUAAAUGUGUACAGUUUGUGGAAGGUUGUGGAAGGUGGUACAUGGAAAUAAGAUAUUUAGUUUCUGACAGCAGUUGCCAAUGAAUUUAUCUUACAAGAAUAUGGUAAACAAUAUUUUCUUUGUAAAACAUAUUUUAAUAGAUGACUGAUUUAAAUAUUGACAAAUUAAAAUACUGUUUUACAACAGUGUGAGAAUUAAUCUCUCGAAGAAGGGAAAAGGGGGAUACCUAGUGUAACGUCCUGACCAGAGUUCUUAUGUGUUUUGCUUGUUUAGUGUUGGUCAGGACGUGAGCUGGGUGGGAAUUCUAUGUUGUGUGUCUAGUUCGUCUGUUUCUGUGUCCAGCCUGAUAUGGUUCUCAAUCAGAGACAGCUGUAAAUCGUUGUCCCUGAUUGAGAAUCAUAUAUAGGUGGCUUGUUUUGUGUUGGGGAUUGUGGGUGGUUGUUUCCUGUCUCUGUGUUUGUGGUCUGCACCAGCUAGGACUGUGACUGUUAGUUUGUUUUGUCAUUUUGUAUAGUGUCUUGUUUUGUGUUAAUUAAAUCAUGGAAAAUUACCACGCUGCACAUUGGUCCUCAGAUCCUUCUCGCCUCUCCUCGUCUGAGGAGGAGGACGACUUAGACUGCCGUUACACCUAGUCAGUUGUACAAUUGAAUGCAUUCAACUGAAAUGUGUCUUCUGCAUUUAACCCAACCCCUCUGAAUCAGAGAGGUGCGGAGGGCUGUCUUAAUCGAAAUCCAAGUCUUCGGCGCCCGGGGAACAGUGGGUUAACUGCCUUGCUCAGGGGCAGAACAAAAGAUUUUUACCUUGUCAGAUCGGGGAUUCGAUCCAGCAACCUUUCGGUUACUGGCCCAAUGCUCUAACCACUAGGAGACUAAGAGACUUUUGCAUAUGAGCGUGUGUACAUGUGGAUGCAGAUAAUUUCAUGUUGUGUUAUUAGUGGUUCUAAUUGGUUAAUGGACCCUGUAUUUAAAGAUUGAACCCUAUCAUUAUUUGCUUUCUAUGGAUUCUGAAGGUAAUCUUCAAUUCUUUUCAAUCUUUUCUUUUUUUUUAUCCAUGUGUAACUCUGUGUUGUAUGUGUCGAACUGCUUUGCUUUAUCUUGGCCAGGUCGCAAUUGUAAAUGAGAACGUGUUCUCAACUUGCCUACCUGGUUAAAUAGAGGUGAAAUAAAAAAAUUGGAAUAUAGAUUUUUUUCAUCAUGGAAGUGUGUUUAUAUAUUGUUUUCAUUUUGUUUGUUUUGGGUAAUAUUUAAUUAUAUAUAGGCUACUGUGAAUCGUUUUUUCUUAUUGAUGUUCCUACCAUCACGUCAGAGUUGUUAGAUUAAUGUGUUGUCAGGAAUGAGCAACAACUUUGAGUAAAUGAAGACUAUUUGUGAUGGGAUGUAAUAAAACCUUUGUUCAUCUUCA
Salvelinus fontinalis (brook trout) is the source of this 2889-nucleotide messenger RNA. RefSeq names its product tapasin-like. The transcript is spliced from 9 exons. The record is from RefSeq and is a predicted model, not a curated record. The coding region runs from base 114 to 1427 and encodes 437 amino acids. NCBI's taxonomy places the organism in Eukaryota, Metazoa, Chordata, Actinopteri, Salmoniformes, Salmonidae.